Mastomys coucha (southern multimammate mouse) is the source of this 1416-nucleotide messenger RNA. It is a transcript of the gene Taf13, whose product is annotated as TATA-box binding protein associated factor 13. The record is from RefSeq and is a predicted model, not a curated record. Bases 103 to 477 code for a protein of 124 amino acids. The transcript has 4 exons. Gene Ontology annotation, cellular component: transcription factor TFIID complex. Gene Ontology annotation, molecular function: protein heterodimerization activity. Gene Ontology annotation, biological process: transcription by RNA polymerase II. NCBI's taxonomy places the organism in Eukaryota, Metazoa, Chordata, Mammalia, Rodentia, Muridae.
CGCCUCUCUGCGCAACCUCGGCCAGGCCGGAAGUGACGUACGUACCCUAUAAAGCUCGCCAGCCGCCGGUGGACGGGUUCAGAAGGCUGGCGGGCAGCUACCAUGGCAGAUGAGGAGGAAGACCCUACCUUUGAGGAGGAAAAUGAAGAAAUUGGAGGAGGAGCGGAAGGUGGCCAGGGGAAGAGAAAGAGACUUUUCUCUAAAGAAUUGCGCUGUAUGAUGUAUGGGUUUGGGGAUGACCAGAAUCCUUACACAGAGUCUGUGGAUAUUCUCGAAGACCUUGUCAUAGAGUUCAUCACUGAAAUGACUCACAAGGCAAUGUCGAUUGGAAGACAAGGGCGAGUGCAAGUUGAAGAUAUUGUCUUCCUAAUUCGAAAGGAUCCAAGGAAGUUUGCUAGAGUUAAAGACUUACUAACUAUGAAUGAAGAAUUGAAACGGGCUAGAAAAGCUUUUGAUGAAGCCAACUAUGGAUCUUGACACAGUCUGUAAUUCCCGAGAUUUUGGUAUUUUCUGUGGAAACUAUACAUUGUAGUUGUCUGCAGUAAUAUCAUGAUAGCUAGGCAUGCAAUGAAAGAGGUCUUUAACUUGAGCCUCUCAUUGCCUGUCUUUAUCUGAUCAUAUUUGAAUUGCUUACUGGCCUUUAAUAACUCCUAAGUUACAGUAUUGCAACCCAUGCAGUUCCAUCUGAAAGGGGGGAAGUAGUAUUUAUACUUCAGGUAGAUGUGUGUAUUCUAAGCUGUAUACCAUCGCUGCAUAAUAUGCAGUCUAAAUGUCCAUUUGAUUUUAUGAAUGAUUUUAUGAUUUUGUUUUUGUGCUUUAUGUAUCUCAAGUUUUUAGAUGACAGUGGUGGGAGAAGUUAUUAAAGAUAAUGAACUGGUUUGGUUUUUUUUUGUUUGUUUGUUUGUUUGUUUAAGAAAACUAAAAUCUUGUCUUAAUAGACCAUUUGUUUUAAUAUUCUUUUCUAAAGAAUACUUUUUUUUUAAAAGAAACUAAUAUUUGCUAAGUGUUAGCAGACCUCGUCUUCCUUGUUGACUGUAAAGCUUCCCGAAACAAAUGCCUUUGGAAGUAGGAAUGGCAAAGCUUAUGAAGCUGCUGCCAGGACAGGGCUUUCGGUUGUGUUCUACUGACAUAAAUGUAAGUACUUUCACUGUGAGGGUGUACAGUUGGUUAAACCUGUAGGUGGCUGUGCAAACCAUUUUCAUAGUUUAGCAUAUGCAGGCUUUGUGUGUAGUUUACUUACUGCAUUAAAUUACUCUCCUUAGCUUAUAAUAAGGAUAAUUGCAUUUAAAGGGGCUACUGAAUGUAACUCUGAAACUUACUGGUGCUUCUUAACAUCUCUAAAUCCAUACAUGGGGAAAAACUACCUGUUUAAUCUACUGAUACAAGGAAUAAAGAAUGAGGAAUUAAACACACCAA